Messenger RNA from Lachancea thermotolerans CBS 6340, 267 nucleotides. RefSeq names its product KLTH0E02640p. The transcript has a single exon. NCBI's taxonomy places the organism in Eukaryota, Fungi, Ascomycota, Saccharomycetes, Saccharomycetales, Saccharomycetaceae. Bases 1 to 267 code for a protein of 88 amino acids. The record is from RefSeq and is a predicted model, not a curated record.
AUGAUGCGAAGAUCAAAUAGUGAAAAGAGCAGCGCGCGGCGCAUGUCCUCGAAUAACCCGUUCCGUAAUGCGUCUGUGGAGUCAGAGGCCAGCCAGUAUCAGUCGGAUAAAGACUUCCAAGAGUGGGUAUCGUCCAACACGAUAUACCACCCUUCAGGAUCAAGGCCCAAGAACUCCUCAAUGCUGAGUCUCACGGAAAGUAUUGAAGAGGAACCACACCGUAUGGCGUCACCAUCGGCGUCACUCCCCAGGGAACCUUACAGGUAA